AAAAUCAGUUUGCAAUCAAUAAUUAAUAUUCACUUUUUAUAGAGAUUGUUAAGUCCAUUAACUAUUCUAAAUCAGAAUGAUCUUAUCGUGUACCUAGUCAUUGUUUCCUUUUCUGAGACUAUUGCGAUUAACUCAAUUGGAUACAAAUCUAUAGUAAUUAAAUUAAAAUAGCUCAUUGAUCAAUUGGCUACCUAAUUAUUUAUAAAACUGAUCUAUAUUAGCAACGAGAAGUUAAUAGUGGAAAAGACUCUGUUAUCUUUUCAUUUUAAAUUAUAGACUUUAACUUACCAUUUUAGUUUAAAAAGUUGACAGGACUCUGGCAAAAAUAAAUUAGAUAAACAUUUGAAUAUUGGCUAAUGUUGUAAAAUAACACUAAAUCUAAUUAUUUGAAGAGAAAAAGAGUGUUUUAUCUUAUCACACAAAUCACCCUAAAUAGUACAUAAAUAUAGAAAAAUCCUACCUAGAGAAAAGCCUACCUGGAUUUGCCAAGUAUUUCGGCGGGCCUAUCCACAUACCCGUGCCCAUGCCCGCAGGACACCUAGGUAAAGCGCCAAAGGCCGUUCGCAUAAACAAUACUGAACAUUUAAGAUUGCUCUAACAGUACUAUAUAGCCCGUAGAUGUCAACGGCAAUGUACAGAAACUUUGUGAAGUCUACUAGGGACGUCAUGUGCGUGGUUUGCUGCUACAAUCCGGACUUGAAGCCGUAUGAUCGACUGCCAAUAGCGCGUUGGGUCAAAGUCAAGAUGACCCUGUACUGUGGCGUGGUAUUACUCUCGCGGUUAUGGAUCUGGUUGGGCAGAUACGGCUGGUGGUUGACGACACAUUUGCUGAGAGUGUGCGAUUUCUAUUGGUCGACUUGGGGUCAGGGCUUUGAGGAAUCCGACGUAGACGGCCCGAGGUGUGAGGUACAAUGUGAAGUGCUAUACGACCCUGGACCCGAGUCGACCCUCAUGGACGUAGUGUUCAUACACGGACUCAGGGGUGACAAAUUCAAGACAUGGAAACAGGGCGUAUGGAAACAAGUAGUGCAACAACCCGAGCCCAUGGUGGUCCGUAGUGCAGUAUCCACGCCCUCUGAAGUGUGCAACCGACUCGAGAGGAUGGCGACUGUGGAAGAGAUCAAAGAAUUUACCAACUGCUGGCCUCGAGAUUGGCUGCCAUUAGACUGCCCGUACGUGCGAGUCAUCACCAUUAGCUACAGUACUGACCCCUACUUGUGGAGACCCAUUUGGCUUAGGAAGUCUAUCAGGAGUCCAAUGAAAGACAGGGGAUUGGAAAUGAUGUCGCUCCUAGGAGACUGCAACGUCGGACAAAAUCCUAUUACCUGGGUCGGCCAUUCUAAAGGCGGAUUGUUCAUAAAACAAAUAUUAGUGCUCGCCAAUCAUAAUCAUCUGACCCAACAAAUCAUAACGAGUACGAAGGGUAUACUAUUCUACAGUGUUCCACAUAACGGCUCUCCCCUAGCCAAUAUCAAGCUGCCGCUAUUCCAGAGGUCCAUCGAAUUACAAGAACUCGUUAACGACACCCAACACAUACAAGGAUUACAGAAAGAAUUUUAUGAAAUUAUCAAUAAUAACGGACAAAUACAAGUGAAGAGUUUUAUUGAGACCAAAUUAACAUUAAUGAAACUGAUUUACUUGAGAAUUGUAUCUGUACAAUCAGCAGAUCCUGGACUAGGAGAUUUGUAUGGCGUGCCGUUAGACCAUCGGAAUAUUUGUAAACCAAAAAAUCGGAACUGUUUCCUAUACCAAGAAUUGGUAAACAUGAUCCACUCUUUUAAAAGACCUGAAUAAUUUUAAACGCUGUACAAAAAUGUGUGCAAUAUCAAACAUUCAAGAAUAAAAAAAAUAAUAAAAAUUGUCAUAUACUUGUAUAUGCUUAGAAAGUAAUUUAUAUUUUAUUAGAUUAUAGACUGACAUUAUUUAUAUAGAUAUUUUUAUGUUUCACGAUAAUAAUAUUUAUCUAAUAAUAAUUUUGAUAGAAAACUAUGGAAUUGUAUUAUUAACUU
Adelges cooleyi (spruce gall adelgid) is the source of this 2009-nucleotide messenger RNA. RefSeq names its product protein SERAC1. The transcript has 7 exons. The record is from RefSeq and is a predicted model, not a curated record. The coding region runs from base 619 to 1794 and encodes 391 amino acids. Lineage: Eukaryota; Metazoa; Arthropoda; Insecta; Hemiptera; Adelgidae.